This is a messenger RNA of Diabrotica balteata, 651 nucleotides long. NCBI's taxonomy places the organism in Eukaryota, Metazoa, Arthropoda, Insecta, Coleoptera, Chrysomelidae. The record is from the annotation of a GenBank genome assembly.
GUCUAACAAAUCAUAAAAAUCGUAACAAUAACAAGCUCUGUCCAUUACAGAUUUUUUAUUGUCAAAAUUUUGAUCUAAUUGAAUUGGUUAUUUCGGAUUUUUCACGAUACAUUACUUGCUAAUUAUUAUACAGAUACUCAUUACUUGCUAAUAAACAGUACAGUUUUUGAAUAUGUCAAAUAAAAUAUCAAUUGAUGCUCGACAAGAAUUAGCUGAAUUAGUAAAAAGGAAAGCAGAAAUUGGGGAAACCUUAGCAAAUUUGGAAAAGCAAAUAUAUGCUUUUGAGGGAUCCUAUCUAGAAGAUACUCAGCUGUAUGGUAAUAUAAUACGAGGCUGGGAUAGAUACCUAUCAAGCAAUAAAACAACUAAUUCAAAAGCUGAUAAAAGAAAUAGAAAAUUCAAAGAAGCCGAAAGGUUAUUUUCCAAAUCAUCCAUCACUUCUAUGGCUGCCGUCAGUGGAAUAGUGGACCAAAAUACAGAUAAAAGUAAGAAUUCGUAUGAUGUAGAAAGUAACAAUCCUUAUGCAUACAGUAGUAAUUAAUAUUAAAUAAUAGCAAUUACUGUAGUAAUUACAUUUUUCUUUUAUUUUGUUAUAAUAAAAUGAGUAGUUUGAUAUAUUUUUAUAAAAUGAAAUUAAAUUUUUAAACUUUA